UGAAGGUGUUGCCUCUGAAAUGCAAUUUAGAUCCACGUUCUUGAUUUUUUUUUGGACUCCUUUUAGUAAGGUGUUUGGCAUUGAGCUUAUGUGGCUGGGUGCUUCCAUCCAUUUGAACCUAUACCCCAUUUCUUUACUGGCUAGUAAAUUGGUUCCUGCUGUACUCACAAUUGCUGGUGUCCUCAUUUUUUUCAUGGCUGUCUUUGGGUUUGCUGCUGUUUGGAAGGAGAGCAGUACUAUGAUGAAAGUGUUUCUAAUUCUGAUGAUUCUGGUCUGUCUUGUGGAAGUGGCUAUUGAGGUGUUUACAUAUGUCUUCAGGAGCCAGGUGUACAAUAACAUAACAGGUGGCUUUGAGAAGUCCAUCCAUGGAUAUGCAAGAUCUGUUCAUGGAUAUGAAAAGUCCAAACUGGAAGUUUUGAUAGACCAACUGCAAAUCAAGUUUCUUUGUUGUGGUUCUAACAAUUACACGGACUGGUUUAAGACCACCUUUGGGCAGGCUACUUUGUCAGUUCCAGUGAGCUGCUGUAUCAAUAUGACUGAUUCUUGUGGAAGAGAUGUUUCCUAUCAAACAGCAAAUAUUCAUACAAUGGGUUGUACUGGAAUGCUGACAGCAUGGAUGGAAGAAUGUUUUUCAAUUAUUAGAGGAACUGGUGUUGGCUUUACGUUUGCACAGGUCAUUGGGAUUUUUACAUCGUACCUGUAUAUCAAGAAGCUUCAAGAUAACUAUGUACCAGGCUACUGAUGCAAGCUUUACAGAUAAUUAUCACUGAAUAAUUUGGAUUUAAAUUUUUCUCUCUACCCACUUCAGACUUAAUUUAAAUUUAUCAGUUGAGCAUUCCUGUAAUUUGGAAUUGUAUCUGUGUGCCAAAUGUAGUGUGUGCUAUGUGGACAGUGUAUACAGGAAGUGGUGAAACAGUAUAAUUAACAGUAAUGACUAAUGUGCUAAUAUUUUGAACAUUUUGGUGUAUUUUCUUUAACAUUUUGUAUGGGGGAUCGGGGGGAUUCUUCUAAGUAAAAGC
Messenger RNA from Hemiscyllium ocellatum (epaulette shark), 1019 nucleotides. RefSeq names its product CD63 antigen-like. Gene Ontology annotation, cellular component: membrane. The coding region runs from base 20 to 742 and encodes 240 amino acids. The transcript is spliced from 7 exons. The record is from RefSeq and is a predicted model, not a curated record. Lineage: Eukaryota; Metazoa; Chordata; Chondrichthyes; Orectolobiformes; Hemiscylliidae.